Helianthus annuus (common sunflower) is the source of this 534-nucleotide messenger RNA. RefSeq lists its product as uncharacterized. The record is from RefSeq and is a predicted model, not a curated record. NCBI's taxonomy places the organism in Eukaryota, Viridiplantae, Streptophyta, Magnoliopsida, Asterales, Asteraceae. The coding region runs from base 1 to 534 and encodes 177 amino acids. The transcript is spliced from 2 exons.
AUGGUUGAUAAAAGAUGUUCAAAAAACUUUCCAAAGAAAUUCACACCACAUACAACUAUUGAUUCAAGUGGUUUUCCUGUAUACAGAAGAAGAGAUUCAGGUCAUACAGUUAUAAAAUUUGGUGUUAGAUUAGACAACAGAAGUGUCGUUCCUUAUAACAAAAGGCUUUUGAAAAGAUAUCAAGCAGACAUUAAUGUUGAAUGGUGUAAUCAAGCCGGUUCAGUGAAAUAUUUGUUCAAGUACAUUAACAAAGGCCUUGAUAUGGCUACUGCGGUAGUUUCUGGUGAUACAAAUUCAACCAUUAAGGAAAAGCCAAAAGACGAGAUCAAGGAGUAUUAUGAUUGUAGAUACAUUUCAGCGUGUGAGGCAUCCUGGAGAAUAUUCUCUAAUGAGAAUGUUGUGUAUGGUGCGGAUGACGCUAUUGAUAAUAUUUUAAGCAAGCCUUCUGUUGCUUCUUCAAUAUUUGUGCAAUGGAUGAAGCUGAACGAGACAAAUGAAGAUGCUAGAAACCUGACUUAUGUUGAGUUUCCUUAA